Molecule: messenger RNA, 3796 nt
Organism: Tachysurus vachellii
Lineage: Eukaryota; Metazoa; Chordata; Actinopteri; Siluriformes; Bagridae
Exons: 8
Coding region: 330-1265 (311 amino acids)
Cellular component (GO): cytoplasm
Source: RefSeq, a predicted model, not a curated record
AGAGAGAGAGAGAGAGAGAGAGAGAGAGAGAGAGAGAGAGAGUAUGGAAUGUUGUGAUGUCACUAGCUAAGUCAUACACAAAGGCAAGGAGGACAGCAGUACUCAUUCUCCCAAUCUGUGAAGCCUGCUGUACAGCGUCCGCACCCAACUCCUGUCCAGCUGCUGGCUGCUGCUCAGUGAUGAGAGAGAGUGUGUGGUGACUGAGCAAGUAAGUGAGCAGCAGGGCUCAGGAGCAGGGCCGGCAUCCAGGCGCAUACUCCCUACACUCCAACACACACUUUUUUUACAUCUAGCUCUAAAGGAUUGGACGGACACACACACACACAGCCAUGUUGCAGCAAAUCCUGACGGAAAUGUACAUUGAUCCAGAUGUGUUGGACGCUCUGAAUGAAGAACAGAAGAAGACAUUGUUUCUUAAGAUGCGACAAGAGCAGGUCCGACGUUGGAAGGAGCGUGAGGAGAAGCUGGAGCGAGAGGAACCACGCAAACCCAAACUGAGGCCAGCUCAGAGUAAAAGUGUGAGUUGGCUGUUGGGCUGUGAUGGUGACGUACAAGUCAACGUCAUCGGAGAGAUGGACGAGUUCAAGUCCUCCAAGAUCCUCCGCUCAGGGUUUGGCGAGAGAAAUGCUGCUAGUCUUCGUAACAAUUCCCACAGCCAGGAAGCAAGUUUGAAGAGUAAUCUUGUAAACAGACCAGUCACAGAACCUGUACGAUCAGGCAGAGAGAAUCUCCCACCCAAAACAUUGUCUGGAGUGCAGCUCAAUUUAAGGGAGAACAGUGAAGAAGUGAGGACGCUACCCCCUCCACAGGUAUCAACAUGUGAAGUGACGCCUGCAUCCCCUGUUGAGAGUGUUAAAGACACAGAAGAGGAAGAUGAUACAGAUGAACCUGAUGAUGAAACACUUUCCACCAUUUGCUAUCGACCCCACCUGAUGUCAGCCAGCGCCCUGCACAGCCUCACACCCCGAGAUACACAGCAACAGACCUCACCGCUGUCAAUCACAAGCAGGCUACACACAGCUGAAGCUAGCGAGCCUCAAAUUAGCAGAGGGAAAGAUAUCCGUGUGAUGUCCGCCUCCAAGCGGACUGAAUUUGGAGUAGGCGGGGAAAACCGUGUGGGGCGUGGCCGUGUCGCUGAGCUGAUGAAGACCUUUAGUGUGUCUAGUGACUCCACCUGCUCACAACCUACACCAAGAUCCAACAAACCGCCCGUCCCGAAUAAACCCAGCCACUUGCAGCAUCUCCCCUCACACUCGUUCAGGUAAUCAGCGGAGAUGACAGGACGCUCAGACCGCCUCUCUCAGGAACACUGCUCUAAUUGCACAAGCAGCGCAGCAGGACGAGGGGUUCUAGCAAUUUUCGAAUAACAAUUUUUGCAUCUUUUAUAAUUGCCCUCAGGAGGAGGAGGAGGAGGAGGUGCAAAAUGCAAAAUUGUUUAAAUUUUUGACACUUUUCUUACAGACUGUUUUAUACUGUUGUUUGUUGUACGUAUAGGGCUUUUAUUGACCUGUUCACCAGAUUACAUUCGUGUACAGAAAUCGGUGACAAUAUUUGUAUUUAAUGUUAUAUUCUAACAAAUCAUGCAACGUUGAAGGGGGAAUUCCGCAGUAAGAUAAUUUUUCCCACAGUUGAAGCAAUUGGCAAUCUGUGUUAUGAUGAGAGAAAAUGCAGCCCUCUCUGCAUGAGCUGCUUUGUGAUUUUCCACGUUUUUGAAAUGGAACAGCCAGCGGGACUAAUGAGAUGAUGCGUGUUGACGGGUUUAUUGAGCAAAAACCGGCAACGUUUCCUGUCUCAAAGCAUGUUACAUUUCCACAAUGCUUUUUCUCCCAUCAUUACUGACAAAUUACUUCAAUUACUUCAGUUUUCGGACAGAACGCCUCUGUAAAGACAUGUUGUUUACGUCAGCUUUGUGGUGUAUAAAAGUUUUUUUUUUGAAGAUCUAUCUAGAGUUUUUCUAUACUAUCACAUCUACCAGCCAUAAACAUCAACAGUACAUCAAGGAAUACUAAUUACACGGUUCACAACAAACAACAACAGAGCAAUUACACACUUUUUCCGCUUAUUGGCUAUUAACUCCUGCAUUCGGAACCUGAGGAGAGGACGGCACGUCCUCUCAGCUUUAUAGCAAAUGAAGUGGGAACACACAGCCUUGCUGUUCUUCAGUUACAGAGUGUACCUUCAAGAGGCUGUGCAUGUGCUGAUUCACCAGUACAGAGAGCUAUUUCUUCAGUUUAGGCACAUCGGGAAAAUAAGUCAUUUCGCAGCAGUCAGCACUACUCACCUGACGCGCGUGUGUACAGCCUCAGACAGAUCAUGACGAGCACAGCCAUCAGUAUGGGUUGAGCAACGACUUCCACGUUCAUUAACGCUGACGAGACCCUUCCUUCCUGUGCUAUAGCGCACGCCUAAGAGGCUUGAUCAAGCACUUCUGGGAGCUGUGGCCUCAGAUUGCACUUUUAAAUAAAGGUUCUUAAAAGGUUCUUGAUGCUGUUCUGGGAUUUCUGAAUGAAAUGGGCACUUAUCAGUCAGGGAAAUGUCAAGAUGGUACCGCAAAUAAAGCUCAGUGAGAAACAGCAUUGCAGAUUCAAACCCCAGGCUUGGCUGCAAUGAAGAUCUAUGGAAUCCACCAAAGUUAUAAAAUAAAAAACCUUUUUAUUGGUUUAUUUGAAGAACAUAUAAGGGAGAGCUGGCUAAAAUUAAGAACUGUAACAUUUUUAAUUAUCUCAAAUAUUCUGUGAUGCUUUCAGUUACUACGCUUUCAUACAUCACACAUAACAUCAAGCACAUGUUUACUUCAAUAUACUUAAAAGCAGCACAAUUGUGACAUUGUGUAGGACAGCUGUAACACCAGGAUCAGGAAAAUCAAUAUUAAUCCAUCACAUAUACCGCUGAACUACAUUUCCCAUCAGUCCCGGCAUACUUCACACCUCACACGUCACCACUAUCACCUGCGUCUCGCUGCACCUUGAUAUAACCCUGGUUUUGUACGCACCUUGUUUUCAAGCUUUUGUUGUUGUAUUUAUGUGUCGUCCGAUUCUUCUCAUUAUUUUGUUUUCUGUUUGCAUCAUUUAUCAAUAAAUCUGCACUUGCAUCCACCGCACGUUGUCACCACCCGUUGGUUACGGCGUGAUAGUGUGGACAGUAUUAAGUCAUUACCAUUGAUGUCCAUUAUGCAGAGAAGUGCAGUUAAAACAAUCAUCCAUAUAAAGCAUUAAAAGGCGUAUUGGAUUUGAUUGAUGGUGAACAUUAACCAUGAUUUCUGUAGUAUGGUAUAUCGGUACUAGGGUUUAACCAUGUCUCAUUGAUUUGACUCUGCUUCAACUGCAUUUCAUUGUGAUGAGCAUGUUAUCAGUGUGGUACUUUAUACCAUGAAGAUCAAAGUUCUGCAAAUUUAUUACUGUUUAGCAUAAAGAGUUUGAGAGCUGUAUUGUUUUCUGCUUGACUCUCUUUUGUCCUACGCCGUCUUGUCUGUGUGUACAACGUUAACUUCUACCUACAUAUGGCAAUCCAAGUCCCUUUUUUUCUUCCUCCUAGCUUUUAUAACCUAAUUAUUCGCCAUUCAGGUGUCAGCCAUCUUUGAUAUGUUCCCCCACCAUUACUAGUUUACUGUGGGAGUAUAAUAUUUGAUUGCACUUGUUUUUCUGCUGUGUUACGUUUGCACCAUUGAGAGGGUUGUUGUUUAUUGUUUCUCUGUACGGAUUGAUGACUUGAGUGAUUUUAUGUGAGGAUGAGUGUUAGAUAUUGUCUCUGUGAGCAAUGCUCACAGUUCAGCAAUAAAAUGAUCAGAAUCCUCUAA